AUGUCAACUACCCCAACAACAGCAGACGAGAAGCUGGAAUCACAACCGUGUGAAAGUGUAAAUGGGUCUCAGUCUCGAAGUUCUAUCUCCGAAGCCCACCGCCAGUAUGUCAUAGAGCGGCAUGGAACGGACCAAUUAGCCCCUUUCCCAGACUACAGCGAUGAGGACCCAUACAACUGGCCGCGAUCUAAGAAAUGGCUUAACCUGGCCUUCGUCGCGUUUCACGGGUUUAUGUCGACGUUUACUGCCGGCGCUAUUCAAUCCGCCUUCGAGAACAUCGCUAGAGACCUCCAUGUGAGCUUACAGCAGGCGAGCUAUCUUGUAUCACUCGUGAUUGCGAUAAUAGGCAUUGCACCCUUUUUCUGGAUGCCCCUAGCUGAUCGAUUUGGUCGACGCCCCAUUCUCCUCUGGUCUCUUGUUAUUGGUCUGGUCGCUGACGUGGGCUGUGCGAAGAGUCCUUCAUAUGCUACAAUGGCCGUAUGUCGAGCCAUCGCGGCUAUUGGAGCUAGUCCUGCCGCAGCGAUCGGGGCUGGUAUGGUGCAGGAGAUGUUUUUCAAGCAUCAGAGAGGGCGAUACAUGGGAAUAUGGACUGUGUUUGUCACAUUAGGUGUCCCAAUUGGUCCAUUGGUAUUUGGUUUUGUUGCCUUUCGAGCUGGGUAUCGUUGGAUAUACUGGGUCUUGGCGAUUACUAGCGCUGUGCUGCUAAUUAUAUAUUUCUUCUACGGCGCAGAAACUCGAUAUAUCCGCGGUCAGGAGAAACAAGCGCCCAAAGGCCUUUUUAGAAGCUUAUUCUAUCGUAUUGACCCGACACCGAUGACUUUACAGGAUUUUGUCCACCCUCUUUACAUCGCACGACUCCCCUGCGUCACCUUGCCCACUAUCGCAUACGCCAUGGUCUUCGCUCUUGCAAGCGUAUUUCCCACAAUCCUGCUCCCUCAACUCUAUUUUGAGAAUUUUCAUUUUAAUACAGAAGAAGUUGGCCUACAGAGCAUAUCUGUAAUCAUCGGGACCAUUAUCGGCGAGCAGAUCGGUGGUCUAUGCUCCGAUCGCUGGAUGAACAGCAAGAAGGGUAAACGCCACCCUCCCGAGUAUCGUCUCUGGCUAUCCUUUAUCGGCUACGCGCUUUCUAUUGUUGGAAUCGCCGUGUUCCUCGUCCAGCUGCAGCAUGCUGGCAAUAUGUGGAACGUCACGCCUACAGUAGGCGUGGGCAUCGCAGCUGUGGGAAAUCAACUCAUUACUACCGUGAUGAUCACAUACUCUGUCGAUUGUCACCACGAAGAGGCCACAUCUAUUGGAGUGUUCGUCUCACUUGUGCGUCAGAUAUGGGGCUUCAUUGGUCCUUUCUGGUUCACUCCGCUGAUCGCGAAUGUUGGGCUCAUACCGAGCACGGGUGUUGUAAUAGCAUUAAUUGCCGUAGCAAGUAUUUUCCCGACUAUACUACUCUUGUGGAAGGGAAGAACCUGGCGUACAUUGGACGAGUAA
Molecule: messenger RNA, 1482 nt
Organism: Xylaria bambusicola
Lineage: Eukaryota; Fungi; Ascomycota; Sordariomycetes; Xylariales; Xylariaceae
Product: major facilitator superfamily domain-containing protein
Exons: 3
Coding region: 1-1482 (493 amino acids)
Biological process (GO): transmembrane transport
Molecular function (GO): transmembrane transporter activity
Source: RefSeq, a predicted model, not a curated record